GUGUUUUUGCUGUCUUAAACUCGGCCCUUCUGUCUAUUAAAAUCAAACCACUGUGUAAACAUUCCAGUGUUGUUCUUGGUCUCUACAAUGGCCACAGGGAUCAGAUUUCACCUGCCUGCACAUCUUCAAGCAAUUAGAGCAAUUAGCGUGAAGCCAUUUCACAUUCAAGGAUUCAAGGUCUAUGGUGACAUUCAAGUCCAGGAGAAGUCUGAAAGGAAGAGAGAGGAAGGGGCCUGGAGCAUGGCUACUAUUCCAUUGCCCAGAGCAGACAUUUUCUCCUUUAAACAUGGUAGCUCUUUAAUGAUGUUAUUAUGAGAUCUUAAAAUGACAUAUCAAAAGUUGUUUAUAUCAAAAAAACCACCCCAAUGGUCAUUUAAUUACACUAAUGAAGUCCUUUAUAUGCAGCAGAUUUUUUUUAAAGGACUUGUAGUGCCUUGUGAAAUAGAGUAUUGCUGCCCCUGGCAUCAUGGUGGCAGUGGCAGCAUUCUUUGUAGAGGAAGCAUGUUUUAUAAUGUACAAGGGAAUUUGCAUUUUGCUCUUAUGGUAAACUUUCCUGUUUGGGGUAAAUGUAACAAUUACAGCAAUGGAAUAUUGAAGUUGGGAGAUUUGGGGAGUAAGUGUUGAAAGCAACUAUAUUGCUUUUUUUAGAGAAUUGUGGUAAUUUAACAGAUUGAACGGGUACAGUUUAAACAAAAUCAUCAACUGUAGCACAUCACAUUGCUGUAUAGGCGGGACAGAAGGUGACUUUUAAAAAACAUGGCUUAGAAUCUAGUGGGGUGUUUGUUUUUUGUUUGUUUGGUUAUUUUUUUAACAUUUGUAAUUUGGUUACCCAGGAAUUUUGUUUGCAAAAGACAAACCCUAAACUGAUAACAGCUUUUAAAAUGGAGAUGCACAUUUUAAAAUCCAUAUUUCUCUGUUGUUUUAGCAUGAAAAAGAAAGAAAAGAAGGGAGCACUAAUUUUAAAAAUCUCAGCACACUACAAAACAGCUCUUCCUUUGCAGUCCCAGAAGGUGUUCACAAUCAAGAAUAAUCGCAGGCUAAAUUAUAAUGUGGAAUUCCUGUGUCCUUUAACCUGAUGCUGCCUGUGUAUAUUUUGUGUUUAACAAACAGCUCUAAGUGUAAAAUUAUUCCAAGAAUUACUUUUGUUUCAUUGUACAUUUUGAUUUUAGUUAAAAUAAGAGGCUUUAUUUAAAAUUAAAUUGUAUGAUUCUCUGAAAGCUCUUGCCAUAAUUCCUUUAAGGAACUGCCCUAGUUGGCUUAAAAGCUGGUAGGUGUAGAGGCUUGACAUAUCUGUAGUAUGAACAAAUCUGUCUGUGAUGGCGGCGGGAGCAUUUGUGUUCAUUCAUUGAAUCUGUGGGCUGCUUAGUGCUCUCUAUCCCUGUCUUGAAGGCCUCAGAGCUCUGCUGUUGAGAGGUGCUCUUCCUGGCCACCCAGUUCCUCGCCUGUGUGCCCAGACUGUGUGCCUUCUAACAGUGCGUUACACAGUAGAGGCAGAGCAUGCCAGUAAAGGCAGCAUGUGGGAUGUGAGCCAGCAUCCGCUACCUUUCCCUCUGCCCCUUGAAAAGGACUGUAGGAAAUCAUUUGCUCAUCUUUAACUGGAUCACCUGAGUUAGAGAGAGGACUAUUUGCAUUGGAUACUCCACCCCUGCAGGAAGUGGAGUGGCAGGCCUGGAGGCUCAGGGAGGCUGGGAAGGGAGGUGAGGCAGCAAACCAGAUCCUUCCCGUUUUUUUCCCCUAGCCUUGUCCUCUGUGUCUAUGAUCUGCCUUUUGAACUGUUUUUGUGGCUGAUCAGUUCCACCUAAUAUGUCUCUUGAUUUCUGCUAUUGUAAUACUCAGGCGACAUGCUGUUCUCUUCAUUUUUAUAAGCUUUAGAUGCUUCUGCCUGUCAUAUUCUGGCGGUUUAUCUUCAGCGUCUGGAUUUGCUUUCAGACUUGAAUGUCUAUCACGCUGCCGUUGCUUUGAAUGUGAGAUCAAAAGAAGAUGAAUUCCAGUAAAAAAUUUCCUUCUAUGAAGAAAAGAUUGGGGCCUAUGUAAACAGCCCACUGACAGCUCCCAAUGACUUAUUUUAGCCAAGUAUUAGCACCUGCAUGACAGACGGUCCAGCAUUCCACGCUCAAUAACAAAUCAGUUGCUUCCCUGGCAGAAGAACAGUACCCUGCCACAGCAGCAGUGCGUUUUCAGGGGUAAUAGUUUUAUACCUCCUUUUUUUAAAAUUGGUUUGGGGUGGGUUAAAUAGUGUUCAAGUAGACAAGCUAGGCACCUUGAGAUAAACUGGUAGUUUAGCUGAUUGCAGGGAAGGAAAAUGUAAGAAAAAGCAACAAAAGCAAGAUCAAGGGCACAUCCCUGGAAUGCGGGAUGAUGUGUUCUUUAAAAAUACAUGUGACAAAAUCCUCUCAAGUCUGCAAAAUCUGAGUUUUCUUUCUCUUUCUUUCUUUCUUUCUUUUUUUUAAAGCAUCCUGCCUAUGUAAAUGUCACUACAAAAAUAUCUCAAGAGCAGGUUUCCCAAAACCCUGUUGGCGUGUGUUUGUCUGCAUGCAGGGGCUCUCUGGCUAGGACUUGGUCUAGCCAGGGCAUACUUUGCUGUGUGGCUGCUUGCAGACCUGGAGUGAUUUAGAUACGUGUCGCAUUAAUAGAUUCCUUUAACUGCUAAAUGCAACUUUGAAAAUUACCUGCAAGCUCCAACUGAUCUCUUUCAACUUUGAAAGUGAAGAAUUACUUGAGGAAUUCUUGUGGUUUCUUUGUCAUUUAGUGAGCAUCCAGCCAGCUACUGUGGAGGCAAACCUCUGUGAGCUUGUCUACAAAGGGCAAUGUUCCAGUGUGUUUUCUCCUCGAGUGUGCUUCAGCCGCUCAGCACUUCCUGUUUAUUCAAACAUCUUUUUUACCACUCGGCAACCCCCGCUUCACAGAAACAGCCAGAACCCAUCUACAGCAAGAAGACGGAAAUCCAAAGGCAGACAGUACAAGCUCACUCCAUCAAACUCUUCGUUUUCUCUGCACUGCAAGUGGCAAGGCAGCUCCUUCUUCAGCAGCAACAGCAGCAGCAACAGCAGCAGCAGCAGCAGCAGCAAGUUAGUGGAUUAAAAUCCCCUAAGAGGAAUGACAAACAGCCAGCUCUUCAGGUUCCCGUGUCAGUGGCUAUGAUGACACCUCAAGUUAUCACUCCCCAGCAAAUGCAGCAGAUCCUCCAGCAACAAGUGCUGAGCCCUCAGCAGCUUCAGGUUCUCCUCCAGCAGCAGCAGGCCCUCAUGCUUCAACAGCAGCAGCUUCAAGAGUUUUAUAAAAAACAACAAGAACAGUUGCAGCUUCAACUUUUACAACAACAACAUGCUGGAAAACAGCCUAAAGAGCAACAGCAAGUGGCUACCCAGCAGUUGGCUUUUCAGCAGCAACUCUUGCAAAUGCAGCAGCUACAGCAACAGCACCUCCUGUCUUUGCAGCGCCAAGGCCUCCUAACCAUUCAGCCCGGGCAGCCUGCCCUUCCCAUUCAACCUCUUCCACAAGGCAUGAUUCCAACAGAACUGCAGCAGCUCUGGAAAGAAGUGACAAGUGCUCAUACUGCAGAAGAAACCGCAGGAAACAAUCACAGCAGUUUGGAUCUGACCACGACAUGUGUGUCUUCCUCUGCACCUUCCAAGACCUCCUUGAUAAUGAACCCGCAUGCCUCUACCAAUGGACAGCUGUCGGUCCACACUCCCAAGAGGGAAAGUAUGUCCCACGAGGAUCACCCCCAUAGCCAUCCUCUCUAUGGACACGGCGUAUGCAAGUGGCCAGGCUGUGAAGCAGUGUGUGAAGAUUUCCCAUCAUUUCUAAAACAUCUCAACAGUGAGCAUGCGCUGGACGAUAGAAGUACAGCCCAAUGUAGAGUACAAAUGCAGGUUGUACAGCAGUUAGAGCUCCAGCUUGCAAAAGACAAAGAACGGCUGCAAGCCAUGAUGACCCAUCUGCAUGUGAAGUCCACAGAACCCAAAGCUGCCCCUCAGCCCCUCAAUCUGGUAUCAAGUGUCACACUCUCCAAGUCCGCAUCAGAGGCUUCUCCACAGAGCUUACCUCAUACUCCAACAACCCCAACUGCCCCCCUGACUCCCGUCACCCAAGGCCCCUCUGUCAUCACCACCACCAGCAUGCACACGGUGGGACCCAUCCGCAGGCGGUACUCAGACAAAUACAACGUGCCCAUUUCUUCAGCAGAUAUUGCGCAGAACCAAGAAUUUUAUAAGAAUGCAGAAGUUAGACCACCAUUUACAUAUGCAUCUUUAAUUAGACAGGCCAUUCUUGAAUCUCCAGAAAAGCAGCUAACACUAAAUGAAAUCUAUAACUGGUUCACACGAAUGUUUGCUUACUUCCGACGCAAUGCAGCCACGUGGAAGAAUGCAGUGCGUCAUAAUCUUAGUCUUCACAAGUGUUUUGUGCGAGUAGAAAACGUUAAAGGGGCAGUAUGGACAGUGGAUGAAGUAGAAUUCCAAAAACGAAGGCCACAAAAGAUCAGUGGUAACCCUUCCCUUAUUAAAAACAUGCAGAGCAGCCACGCCUACUGCACACCUCUCAAUGCAGCUUUACAGGCUUCAAUGGCUGAGAACAGUAUACCUCUAUACACUACCGCUUCCAUGGGAAAUCCCACUCUGGGCAACUUAGCCAGCGCCAUACGAGAGGAGCUGAAUGGGGCCAUGGAGCACACGAACAGCAAUGAGAGUGACAGCAGUCCAGGCAGAUCCCCUAUGCAAGCUGUGCAUCCUGUGCACGUCAAAGAAGAGCCUCUCGAUCCAGAGGAAGCUGAAGGGCCUCUAUCCUUAGUGACAACAGCCAACCACAGUCCAGAUUUUGACCAUGACAGAGAUUAUGAAGAUGAAGCAGUAAAUGAGGACAUAGAGUGAACAUCUGGACUGGUCGGCCCCAAGGAAGAAGAUUGGGGAAAAAAAGCAAAACAAAACACGUCAAAAAGUCAGCAGUGAAAUUGUUCUCCAUUUGUUGUACAGUCUGGAGGAUUUUCACUACAUUUUGACAACUCUGAAAUGUGUUAACUCUUAGUGCCAUCAAGAAUCCCAUUUGGGAGUAUUUUUGAUUUUUCUACUUUUUGUUGAAAAAAGGAAUUUGUACUCUGUGCAUUGGAUGGACUUGUUUGGUACUUGGGAUUUUCCUCUCUUAACAGUCAACAUCAGUGUUGUAAAUUUGCUAAACUGAUUUACUUUUAGCAGCAGACUUUGAACUGUAGUCCUGCCAACGCUGGACUCUGAGGACACCCGACUGAGCUUGUGCACCUAAGCUGCAGACCAAGCCUUUGCCCAGAAUUUAAGGAUUCCAAUGGACGACCUAUUUGCACAGUACUGCAUGUUGAUUAUCACUGCCUUUACUCUUUUUUUGUUUUGUUUUUGUUUUUUGCUUCCAGUUGGGAUGGGGAAGGCCUUUGUGUGUGUGUUGGGGGGAGGGGUGAAAAAAAUAAUUAUCCCAAACUUUUUAAUGUAUUGCUUUUUUUUUUUUUUUUUUUUUUUUUGGCUUCUACUAUACCAUUUUAAGUUCUGACCUCAGGCCUCCACUUGGGCCCAUGGCCUCUUGGAGGCUUAAAGUUUUCUGUACCUUGUGAUGAAUGUUAAUAGGUGUUUUUAUUAUACAAAGCUGAAUGUCAUUUCUUGUUCGUAGUUUUCUGUCACUCAUUCCAUUCUCCUACAAGACAUCACCACCUUUCUCGAAAGUUGGAAAACAUUCCGUUUUGGUCUUUUUCUAAAAGGUCCCAUAUGGUGCACUCUCUCUACACAUGAAACUCCUCUCACACAAGCGUGACGUCCUGCCAGAAAGAGAAUGAAUGACAGAAAAAAAAAAUAGAGACACACACUAGGAACAAUGCAGACUCAUUCCGCAAAGCAGUAUUGAGGGUGGCAAGGGAAUUUUCAGAUUUUCUGUUUUUUUUUUUUUUUUUUUUUUUUUUUAUAGUAAUCAUCAUUAGAAAGAAAUGCCACAGCAUUCUACCAGCACAAGGAAACAUAGGCAGUAUCAGAGUGAAAGAAUCUAGAGCCCCUAAUAUUCGAACUGCUGUUAGUCCUGCAGAAUGCUCUCCCUCCUGUACAUCAGUAGAGAGGGCUGCAGAUUCUGUGUGACAACACAGUGGGGGUAACUGGUGAGGGUUGCUUUGUUUGCAGGACGACCAAAAGCCAGCUUCCCAAAGCAACUCUGCGGAACCUGGUGAUGGCACUGAGUUUAUACAUCAGUUCAGAUGUGCUUGGUGGCAUUAGUCUGUUUGAAUGCAAAUUAAACUUCAGAUUGAACUUGUUAUGGGAGUUAAUGAGGACUGAGUUCAGCAAUGCUAAAAGUGUUCGUUUCAAAUGUGCAAAUUCAUUACUGCAGUUCACUUCAUUAUGCAAUAUUUUCACAUCACCCCGAUAUCAAAAAGUAACAGAGGAUAUCAGUAGAGGAUCCUGUCAGCCCUGGGCUUCUGCGGAACCGCACAGGGCCUGCAGAACCUGAUGGUUCUGGGUCAGUACAACCUCAGUCCUUCCCACCCGUCCACACUUCCACUUGGCGCCCACUACCCCUGACAUUUAUUUAUCUAGGACUGUAGCUUUUAUUUUUAGUUUGAGAGCCUUUUGGAGCUUAAUUUAUAUUCUUUGUACCUUUUAUUUCUAAAAUUACCAAAGAUAUUACACAAAAGUAAAUUAUGUUCUCUGUUUUAUGCUUUAUCUGAUGAAGCCAAAUAUCCUCUUAUUGUUGAUCAAAGGAGGCGAAAGAAUUUAGAGGCAAAUGAUGAGCUAUAGGCUAUUGCUAACCUGAGAAAGAGAACUGCUCCUUCACCCCAGAGUAAACCCAGAAGACCAAGGAGGUAAUGGAACCAAAGCUGUUACUUUUUUCUAGUAGUUGUUUCUUCUUUCUGUACCUCUUCAGAGACCAAAACUCAGUCUUAUAAAGAAAGACAAAUUGUGGGGCUACUGAACAUGAAAACAGGACACAGUAUUAUAGUUAUACAGAAGGAAUGGAGUCCCAUGUCAGAGAGAAAGAAAUGAAUGUAUGCCACUGGAAAUGAGGUGUAUAAUAGAGGAGAGAGUAAACACGAAAUUCAGAAAGAACAGAAAAGCUUUUGUGAUUGAACUAGACCACAUACUAGUAUUUCUAGAAUUAAAAGAAAAAAACCUUUAGAACAAUUGUAUGCCACUUUUGUUUAAGGACUGUGCUAUGAGCACUGCAUUAAUUUUGGCUUAUCUUGGCACAUAUCCUCCAGUUUGGUGGGGGAUUUCUUUUCCUGUCAUUUUUUGUUUUUUUGUUUUGCCUUCAUUUUGGACUUUGGUCAGCAUUUUUAGUUAAAAAAAGAAAAAGAAAAAGUAACACUCCCGUUCACUCAUAAGCUUGGUACAAAAAUGCCUUUUGCAGUUGCUUUUGAAGCUUCACUCUGCUUUCUGUAUCCAGGGCAGUCUGUGGUCACUCGCAGCUUCAUGAUGUGCAGGCAGUAGCCAGACAGGGUCAUGGGAAGGGGGCCCUGUGCUUCUAAACUGAGUGGUUGCUGGUUAGUUUGGUAUUCAAAAGAGGAUAAAAAUCUGGUAGAUUAGUUCAUUCUCAGCAUGUGUAGCUAGACAUGAGUAAAGAUAACAGCAUGAGAAACUGUUAGUACGCAUACCUCAGUUCAACCUUUAGGGAAUGAUUAAAAUUUUAAAAAAUACAUUUCACUCAGUUGCACUUAGUCGUAUGUCUUGCAUGCUUAGUCUAAAGACUGUAGCAAAAAAAAAGAAAAAAAAAAAGAAAAAAAGAAAAUUAGAAUUUACACAUCUUUGCAGGCAUCACAGUCCUGUAGAAGAACCAACUGAAAAAAAAUUUUUUCUCAGGCUUUACAGCAAGAAAACUUCACUAUGAUUUUUACAAUUCUGAUUCUGUAUCCCUUGGGGGUAUUCCAGUCGCUUCUUUAGGAUGGGGUUUAUUAUGUUGUACAUAUAUCCCAAUGUGUCUGUGUGAAUCUUUGUCUUUUUUGGGGGAGGGUAGAGGGCGGUUCUUUUUUUAGAUAUUGUUCCUAAAAAGGAAUAAAUGCAUACACCUGUUUGUCAAAACAUCUUUGCUUUUUGUGCAACUGCUUUAUAUUAACAAUACUAAAAAAAUAUCUUUGGAAAAAAACUACUGUAUGUAAUGGAAUUGCAGAAUAUGCUGCACAUGUAUUUUAUUUAGUUAUCCUUGCUUUAAGAAUAUUGGAUGACAUUUCCUGACAUGUGGAGGGAGAAAUUCCCUAACUUUUUUUUUUCUUUUAAAUUGUAACAUAGUUGACAGAUUUUUUUUUUUUCCUGUUCUCAUUGAUUGGAGCAUUUUGUACAGGAUUGUGCGUGUAUGUGUGUGAGCGUGAGUGUGUAUGUGUUCUAAUCUGAUUUUCUUUUUUUUUUUCUUUUUUUUUUAAUACAUUCAUAUCCCUUGUGUUUAUCCUACCACUGCCUUCCUGGCUAUCUAAACAAGUUCAUACAUCUGAAAAAGAGAAAAAAAUAUGUUAUUUCAAAAAUGUUUUCCUCUACUGCAGUAAAUAUUUUGCAUGAUGAAAUUCCAGGAUCACACUUUCAAAGUUUAUCAGUGAAAUAGUGGUUAAUAAUGAGGAGUGUUAAAAAUACUGAACUUUUGUAUGAAAAAAAUACAAGGUGCCAAGAUAUAAAGUUAAUGUUACUUUUUUUCCUCAGAGAAAAGCGUACAUUAAGGAGAAAGUCCCCUGUAUGAGACAAAUGUACUGUCGGGAAUGAGGAUCCAUCCUGCUUGUCCUUAGAACCUGUCCGUAGAAGACGAAUUAGGCUGCCACAUUAGCAAUGAAGUGAACUAUCAAGGCUUAUUUACUUGAAGAGUGACCGCCAGUCCUGCCCCCGUCAGACAGCUCUAACACAUUCCUAGCAUCCUGUAUCCUAUCAGACCUGAUAAAACCUUGGAUUCUAAUCUAAAAUACAAUGUAAAUCACUAGUUUCUUAAAUACCAAAAAAUUUGAAAUUACAAAAUAUUUCAUUUCCUUUCCUUUCCACAGUCCAGCCAAGCUGUGUUUCCAAAAGUGCAAAACUGACUCCACUUAACAGGAUUUUGAGUCUUAUGGGUACCUCUGGUUAAUGGCAAAUUUUUCUGAUAUUUUGGAUGUUUUGCAACCCAUUUUUGCACUUGUGUUCUGAGAAUGAGAUUUACAAUCCAAAAGGCAUUUUGUGGGCCCAGCAUCGCCCCUGCAAUCUCUGUUCCCUCUAAGCCUUGAUGGGGAUGGCAAAGUCUGGACCGUCAGCGUGGUGCUUCAUGUAUAUGUGCUGCCAGUAACAAGAAUUGUUUGGUUUUGGUUUUGGUUUUGGUUUUGGUUUGUUUUGUUUUGAUAAGGCAUAAAAGAAACUCAUUCCUUGACAUCAACUGUAAUUCCAUCAUUCCAAGUCUGUGAAUACAGACAAUAAAAAAAAAAUGUGGUGUAGUCAGUACUAAUUACUGACAUGAUAGCAUUCUCAAAUGCAAUAAAAAUGCUGGUUGUUCACACUGGUA
This is a messenger RNA of Cavia porcellus (domestic guinea pig), 9450 nucleotides long. It is a transcript of the gene Foxp1, whose product is annotated as forkhead box P1. The record is from RefSeq and is a predicted model, not a curated record. Gene Ontology annotation, cellular component: nucleus. Gene Ontology annotation, molecular function: RNA polymerase II cis-regulatory region sequence-specific DNA binding; DNA-binding transcription repressor activity, RNA polymerase II-specific. Lineage: Eukaryota; Metazoa; Chordata; Mammalia; Rodentia; Caviidae. The transcript has 16 exons. The coding region runs from base 2808 to 4871 and encodes 687 amino acids. Gene Ontology annotation, biological process: regulation of transcription by RNA polymerase II.